Parnassius apollo (apollo) is the source of this 357-nucleotide messenger RNA. NCBI's taxonomy places the organism in Eukaryota, Metazoa, Arthropoda, Insecta, Lepidoptera, Papilionidae. The record is from the annotation of a GenBank genome assembly.
AUGUCGUAUUUAGGUAAUUUGCCUGUUUUCGAUCACAGAACAAGUGAAUGGUCAAUAUUUUAUGGGAAAUUAACACAGUUCCUAAGGAUAAAUAAUGUGACAAAAGAAGAAAUUAAGAGUGGUAUCCUGCUUACUCGUCUCACCGAUGAAACCUACCGCUUAGUACGUAACUUAGCGUACCCUAAAACGGUGGAAUCGUUAACUUACAACGAGCUAGUUCAAAUACUCAACAGCCAUUUCAAACCAAAGCAGUGCUCCUUCGUAGAUAAGGCCAACUUUUUUGGAGCGACUAGAAGUCCAGGAGAAUCACUGGGAGACGCGAUUAAGAGGACUAGCAAGCUAUUGCGAAUUCGGUGA